ACAAAAACUUGAAUUUUGUUUUAUCUAUUAUAGGGUGUGGAACAAAUGGGAUCAAACAACCACCACUACAACCACAGUCCUGCAUACAUGGAUUACGGUGCCAAAACAAUCAAAAUGGAACAACCAGAGCCUGGAGAAAUGAUGAUCAAGACUGAGCCAGAAGCCUUUGAUGACGAUUAUGGUAACGGCGAAUAUCACGGAAUACCUUGUGAAACUCAAAUCAGAGAGGUGGAGUGCCAAUCGUUGCCAGAUUACAGAAGAGAUAUGCAGAAGCAGCCAGACAACAGUCACAACAUCAACUCGACCGAAAUAGUUGUCUCUCUGAAUCCAGCUGAGCACUUCCCACCCGACUUCCAUCAACAGAGCAGUAAGCAUGAACCCAAUAUGUUUAUAAAUGGUUGGAAUGAUGGAUUACAUGAGCGCAAUAAAUUCACCUCAAAUGUUCCACGAAUCGGCAACAGGAAACGCUACAGAUGUAGACUUUGUUUCAAAAGUUUCACAACAAUAUGGUAUUUGAAAGUACACAUGGAUAGUCACAAAGGAACGGAAUACGCCUGCAAUAUUUGCAACAAAACGUUCACUUCCAGACUAUCCUACACAGUGCAUCAGCACAUUCAUCAAGGCAAAGAGUUUUCUUGCGAGAAAUGCAACAAGACCUUCACCACUAGAGCUGGUUGGAAAAUUCAUAUGGACAUUCAUGAAGGUAAGACCUACCCUUGUACUGUUUGUAAUAAAACAUUAACUACCAAGAAUGGGUUGAAGCUUCAUAUGAAUAUCCAUAUUGGCAAGCAGUUCACCUGUCAACUGUGUAACAAAAGUUUUGCUACAAAAUGGUAUUUCAGAGACCAUAUGCGAUGUCAUCAAGGUAUAAUGUACACUUGCAACCUAUGUGGCAAGGGCUUUACAACACGCAUGAGUUUGAAAUUGCAUAUGGACAUUCAUGAAGGUAAACAGUACACGUGUGAUGUAUGUAACAAGUCGUUCUCAGCCAAGAGUACCCUGAAAAUGCAUAUGAACUGUCACAGCGGUGAAAUGCAUACAUGCACUUAUUGCAACAAGAGCUUUACAACAAAGUCCUAUUUGAAAGUGCACCAAGAAGGUAGUGAAGAAACAAACAUUACCUGCUACUUUUGUAGUGAGUCAUUCACUAGAAAAUGUGUGUUCAAAGCACAUCUUGAACGUCAUAUGGGCGAACAGUUGACUUGCAAAAUAUGCAACAAGAGCUUCACUACGAAAGCUGGCCUGAAACUGCAUAUUGACAUGCAUGAGGGCAAGAAUUAUCCAUGCGAACUUUGUGAGCGAAGUUUCUCUUCGAAAGCUGGCCUCAAGUUCCAUAUGGACAUGCACGAGGGAAAGGAGUAUCCUUGCGAGUUAUGCAACAAAACCUUCACUACCAAAUGGUACUUGACCGCUCACCUUCACAGUCAUCAGGGUAAUCAACCGAUUUGCACUUUGUGCAAUAAAACUUUCACAACGAAUUAUAGUCUGAAACUUCACAUGGAAAUGCAUGCAGGAAAGGUAUUGAGGUGUGAACAGUGCGAUAAAAAUUUUACCACAAAGACUGGUUUGAAAUUGCAUAUGGAAGCGCAUGAAGGCAAACGUUAUCCUUGUGUUGUAUGUAAUAAAACAUUCACUGCUAGAAGUUCGUUGAAAAUACAUCUGAACAUGCAUACUGGGGAGUCGUUUGCUUGUGAAUUUUGUCUGAAAAGGUUUUCCACUAAGGCGUAUCUGAAAAUACAUCAAGAUGCUAGUGAGCAGAAGUUUUUCUCGUGCUACUUUUGUAACGACACGUUCAACAGGAAGUGUUCGUUUCGUGUGCAUCUGGAAAGCCAUGGUGGCGAUCAGCUGACUUGCAAGAUUUGUGACAAAGUAUUCACCACCAAAGUUGGUCUCAAACUGCAUAUUGAUGCCCAUGAGGGCAAAGAGUACUCGUGUACCAUUUGCAACAAGAGUUUCGCUUCCAAAUGGUAUUUAAAUGUGCAUAUGGAUAGUCAUGAUGGUAAGCAGCCGACCUGUGAGAUCUGCAAGCGUUCAUUUACGACUAAUUACAGUCUCAAAAUGCACAUGGACAGUCACGAGGGCAAGGGAUAUUACUGCGAAAUCUGCAACAAGAAUUUCACUACCAAAACCGGUCUGAAACUGCACAUGGACAGUCAUGAAGGCAAGCGCUACCCUUGUGAGUUCUGUGAAAAAUCUUUCACAGCGAAAAGCUCCUUGAAAAUUCACAUAAAUGGUCAUUCAGGUGAACAGUACACGUGUGACUUCUGUUUGAAGAGUUUUACAACUAAAUCUUACUUGAAAAUACAUCAGAGCAACAAUCAGGAGGAAAAACAUUUCACAUGCGAGAUGUGUGAUGCCACUUUCACUCGCAAGUGUGCGAUGCGCGUGCAUUCAGAGACUCACGAUGGAGAUGAGCUGAGUUGCAAGGUGUGUGACAAACGCUUCACCACCAAGGUCGGUCUCAAACUGCAUCUAGACAUACACGAAGGCAAGCAGUAUACCUGCGACCUGUGUGACAAGUCCUUCUCGACCAAGUGGUACUUCAAGGCUCACUUGAGUAGUCAUGACGGCAACAACAUAGCCUGCGAAGUGUGCAAUGAAAACUUCACCAACAAAGCCGACCUGAAAGCACACUUGGAAAUCCACGGUGGCGACAAGAAUAUCUGUGAAUUUUGUACUCGAAGUUUCUCAUCGAAAGGCUACUUAAGAAUGCAUCAAGAUGUCAACGAAGAGAAACCUAUCUCUUGUUCUAUUUGUGAGGACAAGUUCACUUCCCGUUGUGCAUACAAAAUGCACCAGGAAGCUCAUGCCGAGAAGAAUGAAAUUAAAUGUGACAUUUGCCAAAAAACAUUCAAUACUGAAUCGUAUCUGAAGCUGCACAUGAAGUUCCACAAGCGCAGACGGCAUACUUGCAGUGUGUGUAACAAGAGUUUCAUUAAAAAACGUCAUCUAGAGUCACACAUGAAUUCUCACAACAAGGUUGUUGAAGAAGAGAAAAGUCAUCCUUGCACUUUAUGUGAUAAAUCUUUCUCUGAUGAAAACAAACUACGAUUGCAUUCGUACAGCCACCAAGAAGAUAAAGAAAAGAAGAUUUACAAAUGUGAAUUAUGUGAUGAGAACUUUACAUCUCGCGAAGGUUUCAAUCUACAUGUCUACGGUCACGGAGAUGAGUAUGUGUUUGAGAAAAAUACCUGCGAGCAUUGUAGUCGUAGUUUCACAUCAAGUUCGGCUUUGAAAAUCCACCUGGAUGCUAGUGAAGAUACAACUUCAAUCGUCUGUGAAUAUUGCGACCAAAGAUUUGAGAAAAAGUGUGCUUACAAAGUGCAUGUAGUCGACAACCAUCAAGAAGAGAAGCUGACUUGCAAACUUUGCAACAAGGUGUGUAACUCAGUUUCGGCUCUCAAGUUGCACAUGGAGUAUCACGAGAACAAAGAGUUGCCCUGUGAGCUUUGUGACAAGGUGUUCCCUACCAAUAACGCCUUGAAACUGCACUUGUCGAUACACGAUAACGAAGAGAAGACUUGCGAGUUUUGUAACCGUACAUUCACCACUAAAUCCUACAAAGCUACUCAUCUGGAAAAUAAUGAGGAGAGCAAUAUAGAUUGCGAGUAUUGUUCGGAGAAGUUUACAAGGCGUUGUGCGUACAAAGUUCACUUGGAACAGUGUCACGACGACGAGCAGCUUAUUUGCAAGCAGUGCAACAAAACGUUCGUCACCAAACACGGUCUCAGGCAGCACAUGGACAACCAUGAAGGCAAGCGGUACCCUUGCACUGUUUGCGACAAGACCUUCUCAGCUAAGAGUUCUCUGAGGAUACAUGUGGAAAGUCACACCGGCGAGCAACACACCUGCGACUUCUGCCACAAGAGUUUCACCACCAAGUCUUACUUGAAAGUGCAUCUUGAAGGCAACGAGCAGGAAAAGGACCUCAGCUGUGACUACUGUGAUGAAACAUUCACAAAAAAAUGUGUGUACAGAGUUCAUAUUGAGACGCAUAACGGAGAUGACUUGAAUUGUAAACAGUGCAGCAAAACGUUCACGUCAAAACUAGGCCUUAAAUUGCAUAUGGACAUGCAUAAAGGUAAACAGUAUCCUUGCCAGGUAUGCAACAAAGUUUUUAACUCAAAAAACGGACUCAACUUCCAUAAAGAUACCCAUUCAGGCAAGGAAUAUACUUGUGAAAUCUGUACCAAAACAUUUCCAACCAAUCGACGUCUCAAACAACAUAUGGAUUCACACAUCACCAAGCUUACUAAUUCGUGUGAUGAAUGCAACCAGAUGUUCCCAUCUAAAGCUAGUUUGAAACAGCAUAUGAGGGAAACACAUGAAGGAGUUGAAGAGGAGUAUAAUGAUGACAUAGAAAUUAAAGAAGAGGACAUUUCUUUGGAAGCAUUCGAAUCUGAGUUGAUUGAAGAAGAGGAAGAUAUUGAAGAUGCAGUUGUGAAAAUGGAAGUGGAGGAGGAAGAGAUGGAGUUGGAGGAGAAGCCACAAAUUGAUGACUCUGAAAAUGACAGCACAACUUGCAAAACUGACUCUUCAAAUCCGGCCAGCAAAGAAAAUCAUGACAACUCUAAAUUAGAAAAUAUCACGGAAAAUUGUAAAACAUCGUCUACUAGCUCUGACGACGACAAAAAAACAGGAGAACAAGUGAGAAGCCCUGACAAUAACGCCUGCGAAAGCAAUGAACAUCAAAACGCUUGUGACUCAUGUGAGAAAAAGUUUGAAUCGGCCGAAGCAUUGAAAGUGCACAAACUCAGUCACAGCUCGGAUCACGUUUGCCACAUUUGCCAGAAGACAUUCAGCUCCAAGUUUUACCUGAAGGUGCAUGUCAACAGUCACGAGAGCAACUUGUUCGCCUGUCACAUAUGCAACAAGGAGUUCAUCACAAAAGAGUCACUUGACGAACACACUAAAGAACAUACCAAGUAACUUGAUGCAUCUUAAAUUAACGCAUACAAAUUAAUUAUAGAAUAUUCCUAUCGGUGUUGAAAUUCGAAUCAAUUAUUAUUGUUUAGAUUGAAAUUACUAUAUAAAAAAUAUUGCUCCAUUUUGAUAGAAAUCAAAAAGUGUUAGUUCAACUCUUAUGUUUCAUUAUAUUGGAAACUAUACAUUGUUUGCAAAUUACAUUGGGAAUCAAAAUGUAAAGCAUUAGUUAGAACAAUACUGAUUGUUAUAUUGUUACACGUACCACUUUUCCCCACAUCACACUUAUACUUAUUAUCCUUGUAAGUCGAUGUUAUUCUAUCAUAUGUAUGAUAAAUUAGUAUUUCCACUUAUUGAUGUUGUCUGUUGAGUCAAGUUCUGUGUCUAGCUUAGAAGAUAUAUUGGGUAGAGUAUUUUAGGAUUAUAAUGUAUAACUGAUAUUAGUAGAUUUAUAAUAUUCCAAUUAUUGUAAUAUAAAAACAUGCAUUCAAUGUAAUUACUUAUUUUUUUGGGCAGUUCAAAAUUGACUCGAUUUUAGCAAAUUUAUCAUAAAUACAAAAAUGUAAAAUAAUAUUGAUAUAUUCAUUGUCAUAAUCAUUUACUAAUGUAUAUUUUCCAUUAUUUUUUCGUGUUGGAAUUUUGUUUUAUUUUUCAUUUUAUUGUCUUAUAAUAAUUACAAGUUUAAGGUCUUAUUUUUCCCUCGUCUACUUUUAACCAACAUGUUAUUAAUGAUGAUAGCAAAUCCAGCUUUGAUAUUUGUAUCAAUAUUAUUAUAAAUGGUUAAAGGUUUUCCAUUAUAAUGUCAAAUACUAAUAGAGUUAAUCCAACAAACGUAAUGUCUUCUCAGUAUUUGACAUCAAUGUUCAUUUAUCUUUAGAAAAGUUUUGUGUUUCGUUCUUAUUAUUUUGAUUAUUGAAGACUGUUUAGUGUUUUAACCCUUUGAGUGUUUAAAGCAUGGCUGAUUCGUACAUAACAUUUUUAUGGGUGUCGUAAAUGUUCAUUCUUUAUAUCAAUGUUCAUAUUAAUUAAAGAAAUAUGUGACCUUGCCGUUGCCAAUAGUGCCUCUUCAUUCGAUUAUUUAUCAAAACCCAAUUCAAUGUUUUAAAUGGAUCGUUACCGUAUAGACUACAACGGUAUUUACAAAACAUCAAAGUACAAUAUUAUUGCUUUCAAGCCGAUAAUAAUAGUAAUAAUAACAGUUUCAAUCAAUUUGAUAGAAAUAAUUAAUAUCACAGUACAAUUUAUAGAAUAGUACGAGCAUUCUAUUGAUGUUGUUUUAAAGUAACUAUUGUUACUAUUCAUUUUCCUAUAUAUUAACGAUAAUACACUAUUUUGUCAUACAGUAAUCAUCAUUGAAAUUGCCAGUUAUAGAUUCAAAGUAAUCUGUUACUAAAUUCGAUGAAUUAUUCCUGAACUUUUCACCCAAUUUGGAAAUUUCAAUGUAAUUUUUUUACCUCAACUUGUUUUGAUCUUAUAACGCUUUCCGCUGUUUAUAAUUUUUAAAGCUUUUCACUUAAUUUAAUUAAUGAUUUUCACUGAUGAUUGUAACAAUGAAUCUUCUCAGGUAAUUAAUUGCAACGCCUUAGAUAAAUAUUCAAAAUUGACUACCAUUAUCACCGAAUAAUAUGUGAAUGGAUAUAUUUUCACAUUUUUAGGUGUAUUUGGUUGAUUGAUUUCACAUUUUUACGGUGAAUUCGUUCUUGUAUACACAAGAUUAGAAUCUAUAGAGAUGUAAUGAUUGUAAUGAAAAUAGCUUUUUUAAGUUUUAAGAUAACACCAUAAAAUGUAUGAAUAUUGUAUUUUCUUGCAGUUACAAAUCUAGAGACUGUCACUCAUAUAAUAAGGGUCAAUUAAACUUUAUUUAUCUUUUAGUUACUUAUUUGAUAGAUUUUUAUACUAUUCUUUGUAAUGUGACUAGCUUCUCCUAAGUAUCUGUCCAUUGGGCUGAAAAUUGUUCUUGUUUUAGGAUUUUUUUCGAACUUUGUUAUUGUUUCCUCAUGUUAUAGCUUCUGUAUGUACAUAGAACUCAUAGAACAUAGAAAAAUUACAUAAUUACAUGGAAUGGAUAUAUAAACAAAGUUUGUAACAUGUCUAUUAAUUUCGAAAUGGUAUUAUUUGGUGAGAUGAUACUGAUAUCCAGAAAUGUAUUGUGUAAAAAAUAAUGGAAAACAAUUUUCUUUGAAAAAAUGUGGUAUGUGUGAUUAUACGUUAUACGUAUGCGUUAUACAAUAAUAUUAGCUAAUGAAUUUCUAUCACAUAUGACUGUGUAUUUUGGACAUACUAUGCAUAUUUAGAUUAUUUUAGGACCAAUGCUAUUUUAGGUAGAAUUGGUUAUGGGAUAUAGGAUAGAUGUUUACGGUAUAAAAAUUGAAUUAUUGUCAAUAUUCUCUAUAAUAGAUACUUUUUAGAAUAGUAUAAUACUAUAAUGCUUGGUAGUUUGACGUGUGACUUCUAGAAUAAUUCAUCAACCAAGAUCAAUUUUGAUGAAGGGCCAACUCUAUGCCAAUUAUAUGAGAUUAGCAAUGCACAAUAAAUUACCCAUCAAAUACGAAAUUCAAAAUUAAUAAAUUUAUUACCCUCUCUGGAAUUGAAACUAUGAAAUUGAAAUUUCAAGCAAUAAAAACAUACUAAAUGCAAUGCAUUAAUAAUUUUAUUAGAGCUAAGUUAUAAUACAAAUUAUAAUUGAAGCCACAUAUAAUUUCUGAUUUUAAUAUUCUUAUUAAAUUUGACAUGAUGAAAAUAAUCAAUGAAUUUUACAAUUAUAGUAACUUGUUAUUUAUUUUAUUUUUGUUGAGUACGGUAAAUAAUUAUAUAAUGUAUGACUGUGAGUACUAUGUGCCAAGUUCAGGAGAUGGUUUAAAAUGAUAAAACUUAUUUUAUAAUCAGUAGUUUAUCUUCAGAAGAAAAGCAAAGUACAGGGAGUUUCCUCGUUCAUGAUUAAUACAUUUACGUUGAAUUUAACAUAGCUGGUAUAUUUGGUAUCAUCUCACUUCAAAGCAUGAUAUUGUAAACAUAUAACUAUAGAGUGAGUAGGCUAGAGAUAAUGAAUUGAAUGUUGUACAUUAUAUCUAUGGAUAAUAUUAAUUUGUGAAAUAGAAGAAUUUGUUUAUUGAAUAUUCCUCAUGAAAUAUAGAAAUGCAUAUUUGAGUAAGUUACUGUAGAUCGCUUCUAGUUCAUGAAUUGAAAUAAUCACUAGCAGAAAAAUUUGAAAAAUUAUCCUGCUCUAAAGAAUUUUAUCUUGAUAAUAAUGACAGGAUUUUAUGAAUAAUUAUGAUUGGAAAAUGUCUAGUCCAUAAUCCAGUUUACAGCUUACAAUUUUAUUUAGAAUUUAUUUGAAUGAUUAUUAUUAUUUAUCUAGAGACUGAAAAAGAAAAUAAUAUAUACCAACCUGAAAACUGGUUUUGGUGCUAAUUUUCAUUGAGAAUAUAUCUGUACGUACCUAUUUAUAGUAAUGUAAUGAAAGAUUAUAUUACGAAGUGUAUGAGUAUUUUCUGUUUUUGCAACAAAUAUAUUGAUCGUUCAUAUGCUUCCAAUCAUCCAAAAUCAUCUAAUCAUAGGAAAAUACUCUCAUUCUUCACAUAACAACGUCCUAUGCUCCAUUGUUUUGAAAAUAAUAAAAUUAAAUUGAAAAUCUUAUAGUAAUAUUAUGAUCGAGAUAUAACAAAAGGCUCAUCCAAAACUGCUUUUAUUCCACGUUUUAAUAUCCCAAUAAUCGACUCAUUGAUGCCUCUCAAUAUUUCAAUAUCUUGAAAAGAAAAUUAAGUCAAUCAAUAUAUAGAACAAAAAAACUACAGCAACAAAUAAUAUAUUACAAGUAGUAUAUAUUUUAGGAAACUGUUAAUAAUUCAUAAUUAUCAUAUAACAUAACUACUCCUUUCAUCUAGCCGCAAGUAGCUUUAUACUAUUGUGUCUUAUGCUACCUCAAAGUGAAAUCCUUGAUUAGCUAUGAAGUUGAUAUAAUAUGGGUGUGUAUGAAUUUUUACAAAUACUGUAUAUUUCCACGUAUUUAUGGUCAGUACUCAUUCACUUAAUCAACUACUAUAUGUACUUUAAAUUCUAUAAAUUUAAUUCAGUAUACAGUCUUAUAUGUAUUCAUACUUUUUCCAACAAAUACAUUAUUUACAAAGCAUUUUUGUUGAUUGUCCACUGAAUUUUCUCUGAUGAAGAUCAUACUUGUAAAAGUAAUUACUCAAUAUCCAUAUUCAUUCAUUCUAGCAUUCAUAGAUGAUAUAAUUAUCAUCUGGUUUCCUUCUGAUGAAAUUUCCGCAUCCAUUUUAUUCAAUAAAAUUAGGCUCGUAUUAGAGUAGGCAACCAGACGGCAUCACCGGUCGCGCCAGCGGUUGUUUCACCGGUUACUGUACAGCCAGCCAGCCACGUCGCCAUGAGUGAGUCAUCACCAGUAAACCUACUGACUUACUUACUUAGAAUUUUUUUUUUUUACUUACCUUAAAGUAAAUUAAUUACAAGUUAUCUUCUGGCGAAAUACAUUUCCUCAUUCUGGUGUUUGUUCCGGUUAUGUCUACCUUUAUUAGUGAAAACAAUUCAAAAAGGAUAAUUUUAACAUUCUCAUGAAGGCCUAAUUGAAAAAUUUCUUUUCAUCAUUACAAAGUUCGUCGAAAAGGGUAUAAAACAACUUUUGUUUCUCCAAGGGAUAAUAUCGGAUGCACGUGCAUUUUCCUUGCCCGUCACCUACUUUUCUUUAACAAAAGAGCAAGAAGCAGCGUUUCUUCAUAUUUUUCAGACAUUACGACCGCUCACUACACUAGCAUCAAACAAACUGAACUCGUAGAAUACAAAAAUACAGUCGUGAUGACGCAAAAGUGGUGACUGUGUGUAAUAGGUGCCAUUUGAUUCAAUACUCAGCGAUAAUCUUGGUCACCCAGCGGUGACUCGUCUGGUUACGGGGCAGAGUAGCCAGUCAGUCACCAAACGCUGGAGACGCAACCUGUUACUGUAAUAUAAUAAGCGCCAUAAGAACUAGUACCCAGCAACUAGUCGGGUCACCGGUGAUGCAGCUUGGUUACCUAGUCUAAUACGGGUCUAAAGGGUCUGUGUCUUUGAACGACUCGGAGCAAAAUCACUACACACUAGUAGUGAGCAACGCUAGCCAGGUCUGUCAUACUUUUCAAGGCUAUCCUCUUCACCAAAAUCUAAAUCGUCCAAUAAUGGAGAUAGAGGAAUUUUGAUUUCAGAUUUGAAUUCAGCGACCUCAAAUUCGUUAACGCGUAAGUCCCAUUUUCGAAAAUACCCUAAAACAAAGGAAGUUAUGGCUGUUUUUAAUAUAGCUUUCUAUUAUCAUAGUAAACACGUAAUAUGUAAUUAUGUAAAAAAUUGAAAUAUGUUUAUUCUACAGCUAAUAAAAAUGUUGGGGAAACACCGGUAUUAUUAUUGUUCAGUACUAGUACUUUCUUGCUUCAAGAAAGGUUCAACCAAGUUCUUCAUAGAAAUAUAAUUCUUCAUUAAUAACAUUAAAGUGCUCACAGAGUUUUUAUUUUCGACUAUUUUAGAGUUCCCGCGAACCAUUUUACUAAUUCGAGGGCGCUGAAUCCGAAUCUGAAAUCAAAACUUUGCUAUCUCGAAUUUAGGCGAUUUAGAUUUUUGGUAACUAAGCGCCAGGCCGGGAGAGCCUACACACUCACGGUUAUUAUUAGGUUUAAUAUUAUACUACCAAAUUAUUUCUUGUUGAUUGAUCAAAUAUAUUUAUUUAAUAUUAUACAAAUUCUGCGUUUAAUACUUACUCCUAUUCAGCAUUUUGUUUCAAUUAAACAAUUUUUUCUACAAUAAUCGAAAUGGCCAUUUGUCCCAAUUUUGUUUGGCAGCACCUGUUUGUUGAAUUGAGCAAUAAUAGCUCAUUUACUUGAAUCAAAUUGUGAUUGUUACAUUUUCCUAAUUCCUUUAUGCAUUAUUACGUACCGUAUAUUGUAUUUCAUUUAUUUCAAUGUGAUUUUUAAUGAUUAUUAUAAUCAUUUUGUUUUUUAUGUAAUGUUUUCAUAUUUUGUAUUGGCAAUACUCUGAUAGUAUUGCAUAAUGUUCUAUAAUUUGUGCAGUGCAUUUGCCAUUUAACCUUAAGUCUUAAUAUAAACAUAUUUUUUAGAUACAGGUGCCAGCAUAAUUAUUGAUAUCAAAAUAGAUUGAAGUCCCAAUUCGAAUCGAACUUUCCAUUAUCAUAUUAUUUAGUGGUAAUUACCACUUGUAUUAGUUUGUAAUUUUUGUUACAAGAGGCAUUCUAAUAAUAUUUUAAUUACGUUCAAGUCUAGCUACAGAAUUUUUUUUGUCAACUUUAUAGACUUGCAGAAAAUAUUCUUUCAGCUGUAGGCUACUUCAAGUUUUGCUAGCAUCUGUAUUAACAUGAUAUACUGUAAUAUUGGUAAUAAGAUUUCUAAAACAUAUUUAUCCAUUAUCAGUCAUGACAAACCACUUGAUGUUAAUAAACUCAAAUUUUAAGAGUA
This is a messenger RNA of Nilaparvata lugens (brown planthopper), 11372 nucleotides long. RefSeq names its product zinc finger protein 208. Bases 46 to 4929 code for a protein of 1627 amino acids. Lineage: Eukaryota; Metazoa; Arthropoda; Insecta; Hemiptera; Delphacidae. The transcript is spliced from 3 exons. The record is from RefSeq and is a predicted model, not a curated record. Gene Ontology annotation, molecular function: zinc ion binding; nucleic acid binding.